Eptesicus fuscus (big brown bat) is the source of this 1719-nucleotide messenger RNA. RefSeq names its product glypican 5 (gene GPC5). The transcript has 8 exons. Gene Ontology annotation, biological process: regulation of protein localization to membrane; cell migration; positive regulation of canonical Wnt signaling pathway. NCBI's taxonomy places the organism in Eukaryota, Metazoa, Chordata, Mammalia, Chiroptera, Vespertilionidae. The record is from RefSeq and is a predicted model, not a curated record. Gene Ontology annotation, cellular component: plasma membrane; cell surface; extracellular region. The coding region runs from base 1 to 1719 and encodes 572 amino acids.
AUGAUGGGCCGACCGACCUGGCGCGUGGGCUGUUGCUGUCUCCUCCUCCUGGCUCUUGUUGUAUUUACCCGAAGCGAAGGCACGCAGAGCUGCGAAGAAGUUCGGAAACUUUUCCAGUGGCGCCUGGCGGGAGCGGUCAAGGGGCUGCCAGAUUCGCCAAGGCCAGGACCUGAUCUUCAGGUUUGUGUAUCCAAAAAACCUACAUGUUGCACCAGGAAGAUGGAGGAAAGAUAUCAAAUUGCAGCUCGCCAAGACAUGCAGCAGGCGCUUCAAGCAUCCAGCUCUACAUUAAAGUUUCUAAUAUCUCGAAAUGCAGCUGUUUUUCAAGAAACCCUUGAAACUCUCAUCAGACAAGCAGAAAAUUACACCAGCAUACUCUUCUGCAACAGCUACAGGAACAUGGCCUUAGAGGCUGCUGCUUCAGUUCAGGAGUUCUUCACUGAUGUGGGGCUCUAUUUAUUUGGUGCGGAUGUUAAUCCUGAAGAAUUUGUGAACAGAUUCUUUGACAGUCUUUUCCCUCUAGUCUACAAUCAUCUCAUUAACCCUGCUGUGACUGACAGUUCCCUGGAGUACUCGGAAUGCAUCCGGAUGGCUCGCCGGGACAUUAGUCCAUUUGGUAAUAUCCCCCAAAGAGUAAUGGGGCAGAUGGGGAGGUCGCUGCUGCCUAGCCGCACGUUUCUGCAGGCACUGAAUCUGGGCAUUGAAGUCAUCAAUACCACAGACCAUCUGCUCUUCUCCAGGGAGUGUGGCCGAGCCCUCCUGAGGAUGCAGUACUGCCCUCACUGCCAGGGCUUGACGCUCAGUAAACCGUGCAUGGGGUACUGCCUCAACGUCGUGAGAGGCUGCUUGGCACACAUGGCGGAGCUGAAUCCACACUGGCAUGCGUACAUCCGGUCCUUGGAAGAGCUGUCAGAUGCCAUGCAUGGAACAUAUGACAUUGAACACGUGCUCCUGAACUUCCACUUGCUUGUGAAUGAUGCUUUGAUGCAGGCCCACCUGGACAGACAAAAAUUAUCAGAACAGGUGAAUAAGCUCUGUGGUCAUCCAAUGAGAUCACCCACUGAAAGCCCCCGCUGUUCUUUCGACGGGAGUAAAGAGAAGCUUAGAAUGAAGAUCUCUACAAGGAAUGGUGAAGAGACACUUGCCAACAGAAGAAAAGAAUUUAUCAACAGCCUUCGACUGCACAGGACAUUUUAUGGGGGCCUGGCUGAUCAGCUUUGUGUUAAUGACUUAGCCGCUGCUGAUGGACUGCCAUGCUGGAAUGGAGAAGACAUAGUAAAAAGUUAUACUCAGCGUGUGGUUGGAAAUGGAAUCAAAGCCCAGUCUGGGAAUCCUGAAGUCAAAGUCAAAGGAACUGAUCCUGUGAUAAAUCAGAUUAUUGAUAAACUGAAGCAUGUUAUUCAGUUGUUACAGGGUAGGUCACCCAAACCCGACAAGUGGGAAGCUCACCUGGGCAGUGGCGGCGGCAUGGUUGAACAGGUCAGCGGGGACUGUGACGAUGAAGAUGGUUGUGGGGGAUCAGGAAGCGGAGAAGUCAAGAGGACACUAAAAAUCACAGACUGGAUGCCAGAAGAGAUGAACCUCAGUGAUGUAAAGCAAAUCCAUCAAACAGACGGUGGGAGCACCUUAGACACAACAGGAGCAGGAUGUACAGCAGCAACGGAGUCAAUGACAUUUCCUCUGAUGUGCGCCGUGAUGUUACUCCCUGGGCUUUGGUAA